This is a messenger RNA of Strongylocentrotus purpuratus (purple sea urchin), 2701 nucleotides long. RefSeq names its product decapping and exoribonuclease protein. The record is from RefSeq and is a predicted model, not a curated record. Gene Ontology annotation, molecular function: mRNA 5'-diphosphatase activity. Gene Ontology annotation, biological process: NAD-cap decapping; nuclear-transcribed mRNA catabolic process. NCBI's taxonomy places the organism in Eukaryota, Metazoa, Echinodermata, Echinoidea, Camarodonta, Strongylocentrotidae. Bases 101 to 1189 code for a protein of 362 amino acids. The transcript has 6 exons. Gene Ontology annotation, cellular component: nucleus; cytosol.
UACAGAUUGUAUUCAACGCUAGUUUAUACCUGUAAAUUACGAAGAUCGGGCCCUGUAUCGACCAUCUCAAGUAUUUGUUCGUGUUUAUCUCGACGGGAACAUGGCUAGCCGUACAGCUAUAAGCAACCAGUACGAGGUACUUGGGAACUUCUCGAUUGGCGAGGACAAGAAAUAUCGAAACGAUUUGAGUCAACGUCGCUUCCUAAUCGAACCUGACGAUGACCAGCCUAAUUUCGAUCUCUUGCAGGGGCUUAGACAAUACACGGAUAGAAAGCCAUCUGGAAUUGUACCGACGUCGAUGAGCCCCGUUCUGGACUGGUUUCAUGAUCAUCGAGACGAGCUCAUCAAAAAGAAAGUUUUAAAAUCAGAAGGAUCAUCUAGAAAGCUCGACAUCGAUUUCGUAGGUCGCAGAGGAUUUUUCUGUCGUCUUCUUCGUGCAGUGGCUAGCCUGGACAAGCUUGAAAUCCUUGUAACACUCUGCAAUGGAACCUACUAUAUCGAGAACGUUAAGGAUACUUAUGAGGAAACUGCGCGGCAAAUAGAGAUGGGAUUUGGUGGCAAGAAGUUUGCUCAGUGCAUCACAAGUCCUGACGGGAGCAGCAAGCCUGACCUCGACGAACCAGUGAAUGCUUACGCUGAGUAUGUAGCGGUGAUGAAGACACAGUAUGGCAAUCACCGUAUCAUUCUCAGCACCGAAGUUCAGGCAGAACGAAAGGACUCGAAUCAGACAUCUCCAGAAAACUAUGUCUGCAUCAAAACCAGAAAGCAUGAUCUCGAAGGGAAACCCCUGACAAAUUUCAAAAGGUACAAGACUUUACAGUGGUGGUCACAGGCCUACAUGGCUGGCAUCCCUGAAGUGAUAUGUGGUAUGAGAAAUGAUAGAAGGCAUAUCAUAACAUCAGUCGAGACCAUGAAGACCAAUCAGCUGUCUUCGAAAUCAGAGGGAUUUUGGGACCCCAUGCUGUGUCAGAAGAAGUUUGAGUCUUAUCUCUCAGAAAUCAAGAAACUGGUUAAAGAUGACGAUCCACGUGCCGUAUAUCGUCUUCAGUUGCCUGAGAUCGAGAGGGGAGGAGGUUUGAAGGACAAACUACGAUCCAGAAGAUUCCGUCUUCUUGGACGAAAAGAAGAUGAUUACGUCAUCCUUCCAGAUCAAUAUCUUAAAGAUGUCUUGGACCUGAAAGACUACUAGUAGACAAAACAAAAUGGCCGCCAUCAUGUCUAUAGCCAUGGUCGGUGUUACACGAAGGACUACUAGUAGAUAAAACAAAAUGGCCGCCAUCAUAUAGCCAUGGUCGGUGUUAUAUGAAGGACUACUAGUAGAUAAAACAAAAUGGCCGCCAUCAUGUCUAUAGCCAUGGUCGGUGUUACAUGAAGGACUACUAGUAGACAAAAAAAUGGCCGCCAUCAUGUCUAUAGCCAUGGUCGGUGUUACAAACGACUGACCAAAGCUCGACAUAUAUAUUUCAUGUGCCAUUAUAAUCUGCCGCAUCAGAAAACAACAAUAGUAAAUAAUGUAAAAUGAUAAUUAUAAAAAUGGUAAUGAUAAUGUUGACUUGUAUUUCCCGCAUUGUCUCUGUCAAUAUGCCUGAAAAAUUAGAAAAAAGAGGAUAAGCUGUUAGGUCUUAUACAAUAUGUAAGUUGUAGAUGUUUUGGAAGGUAUAUGUGCUGAUUUUCAUAUAAAUAUAGAGGAAUUAAGCCGGAGAAUCACUUGUUUUAUGAGCAUCUUAUAUUAUGCUUGGUUUUAUGGGAAUAUCAAUAAUCCGCUUUACUUGUAUUUAUAUAUUAACUCUUGACUUUAUGAAAUGUUAAGAAAACCCUGCUUUUUGCUUCACUUGUAUUCAAAGUAAUCAUUUUAUCGCCCUACGGAUGGUGUGAAUAUAAUUCCUUUUGUAUAGUAAACUAUAUGCAUAGAUCGGUGAAGGUUCACUAGACAAAGUUUCAUUAUUUGUUUCUAUCAGAAAUGGGAGAAUGUAUCGAAUACUUUUUUUAAUUCAUAGCCAAUGCAAAUGCUGAAAAUAAAGUACCCUCUGCGAUUAUUGGAAUUAAUUAUAUUAUUGCGAAGGUUUAUCUCUGAUUUAAAUACGGGCUGCAUUUGAAUGGACAUAAUAACAUCAAUAUUAUUUGUAGCAUGAUCUGACAUACAAUACUAGGAUGAAGGAUUUUAUAUUUCAUACCUUAACGAUUACAUUACAGCCCAGUUGACCGGAGGACCGUGAGACCGAAAAACAUAAUAAUGUGCGCAGUUAUACGAUCGACAUACAUGUACUUUGCUAGGGUGUAGAACUUUGGUUGAGCCGUUGAGGCUUUCCCAUUACACCAUUCUACUAUUCUUGUACACCAUCCAGACGAUUUCCAGGUAGAUAUGUAACGGUUUCGGUGUCCCCAACUUCAAACCUCAAUUUAAAAAAUUUUGAUAGUCGAAUAUUGGAAGGGCAUGAUAUUCGCAUUAUUUGAAUAGUUCGCAACAGGUCGCAGAAUAGAGAUUACUAUAGGUUAAUAGCACGACCAGAGAAUUGACGCAGUGCUAUUGAUACAUUAAAACACAAAUUACUUCCACAAUUAUUAAUAAAAACAUAUAAACCUGUAUUUAAACCAUUAUAUUUUGAUGGAGCCCGGCACUAUAACGUCCUCCGGCAAGCUACAUUUGCCACUCUUAACCCAGGUGUAAUUGGGUAUACCAGCUGGUACUUGUUGGGGUAAU